This is a messenger RNA of Rhipicephalus sanguineus (brown dog tick), 2954 nucleotides long. It is a transcript of the gene mus201, whose product is annotated as DNA excision repair protein ERCC-5. Gene Ontology annotation, biological process: nucleotide-excision repair. Lineage: Eukaryota; Metazoa; Arthropoda; Arachnida; Ixodida; Ixodidae. Gene Ontology annotation, molecular function: single-stranded DNA binding; DNA endonuclease activity. The record is from RefSeq and is a predicted model, not a curated record. The transcript is spliced from 12 exons. Bases 282 to 2846 code for a protein of 854 amino acids. Gene Ontology annotation, cellular component: nucleus.
UUUGUCCAUUGGUCCAUUGCUGCUAGUCAUGGCGUCUGCUGCGGUUGGCGUGCGUGGACACGCUUGGUACCGGAGAUAAAGUGAACUAGAUUCUUUUCACGCAUCACUUCGAGAACUCUUUGUCGCGUUUUAAGUGAGAUAUAAUGAAGACUGUGUAGCCUAAAUGAUGGAAGUUCAGUUCGCCAUGCUUCGUCCACAAGCUUCAUUUUAAUUUGCCCGUGUUUCUCGGGAUGCCGGCUCCCGUUUGAGAUCAGUGCAUCGCUUGUUUCGAGUACCGAGCAAUGGGUGUUCACGGCCUGUGGCAAGUAGUGGAGGCUGCGGGGAAGCCAAUUGCCCUCGAAACGCUAGAGAACAAGGUUCUCGCCGUCGACGUGAGCCUAUGGCUUCAUCAGGCCGUCAAAGGAUUCCGCGAUGCCCAAGGAAGUCCCGUCGCCAAUGCGCACUUGUUGGGUUUGCUUCAACGAGUCUGCAAGCUUCUAUUUUAUGGAGUUAAACCCGUCUUCGUCUUCGAUGGAGGCGUGCCGCAGCUUAAGAAACAAACUCUGGCUGCUCGUCAGGAAAGGCGCACAUCUGCACAAGAAAGUGCGCAGCGCAAGGCACGAUUACUGCUCCUGAAAGCCCGACAUAGAGGGUCGAAACGACCAGCCCCCAAGGCACCUGUCGAUGACCUGUAUGUUCUGCCACCACUGCCGGAACAUUGGAACAAAUUGUAUAAAGUCGAAGAUGAUGACGAAGACUGGCACUCGGGGGGUGCUCUCUGGGAGCUGGCAUCACUUGACUGUGACUCAGAAGAAUUCGCAGCUCUGCCAGCAGAGAUGCGCCACCGUGCAUUGAUUGCCAUGCAGCAUCACCAUCGCUGGGGCCGUCCCAGGAGGGCACCUGAGGACUCUGAGGAUUUCUCUGCCUACCAGCUGCGUGGCCUUUUGCGCAAGCGCACGCUGCAGCAGCGUGCUGCAGAGGCUCGUCGAGAAAUGAGGCCCGAGCCAUUUUUAUGGGGUGAAGAGGCCCACGUGAGUCGAGUUGCCUCUCAGGCUAACACUCACCAGGUCAUUCUGAACACCAGCCCCACGAAACGUGUCCUGCAAACGGAAAGUGAGCAAGGCGAUGUAGAUGAAAAUCCAACUAAGGAUGGGAAAACAGCCAGCCCACAAGUAGAAAAGCACAGUGCUGGGUCAAGCCACCUCGUCAGCAAAAAUCCAUCUUUGUCGAUUCAAGACCCGGCUGUCUUAAAGUGGCUUUCUGAAGAAUGCUCUCCAAACAAAGCUACUCAGGACAGUUCUGUAACAACCAGGAAUUUGACGUGUACCGAGACUAGCAAAGCAAACCACACAGCUGUAAAGUCUCACGUUAAGAGGGUGGUGGACAUGGCGGAUGAAUCAGACGAGUUGAGAAAAGAAAGCACAGGUCGCGAGGAUCACCUUGUGAGUUGUGCAAGGCAGGCCAGUGAAUCUGCACAGCCAAAUGCAGCAGACACUCCAGGAGCAGCCAAUGGAGCAUGCAGGCAACCUGAAAGAAGUGAAGAGAACACAAACAUUUGUUCAGAACUGCCAUCGUUAGCCCAAGAUUCGUUAGUUUCCAUGAUGCCUGUAGCUGAGGGACCUACAGCACCAUCUGCAGAACAAUCGGCUUUCCUGAGCGAUGGGGAUAAAAACAAGGACAAGCAGGAGCUCCCAGCUGAACAAAAUAAUGAUGCUGCUUCAGAUGGGUCGGGAAUACAGGAUAAGGAAAUAAGUUCUUUCAAUAUCACUGGCAAGCCUAAGGAGCCUGAGGAGGCUGGCGACAUUGUGCUCUCAGAAGAGGAUGAGGAGGAAAAAGAUGAAGAACUGCUUGCAGCUAUUCGAGCCUCCUUGUCUGAGCAGCAGAAGGAAGACACUGGUGAACAGCCUACAACUAGUGGUGGCAGCGGCAGCACCAGCUUCUGGAAGCCUCCUAGAACGGAAGAAGAGAAACGCGAGCUGCACAUGAGAGAACAGGAACUGGAACAAGAAGCCGCUCGUCAGCAACGUCAUGCAGCCAGCCUCAAUGACUUGCUUGUGAAGGAAUGUCAGGAGCUUCUUGCACUGUUGGGCCAGCCAUACGUGGUCAGUCCUGGGGAGGCAGAAGCCCAGUGUGCAUGGCUGGAGCAGCAUGGACUCAGCCAAGGGGUCGUGACAGAUGACAGCGAUGCCUGGCUGUUUGGGGCCCAAUGCGUUUACCGCCACCUGUUCCGCCCUGACCGGCGUCCCGUGCGCUUUCUGAUGAAAGAUCUCGCCUCACAGUUUGGCCUUGACCGUCAGAAGAUGGUGGCCUUUGCUCUACUGUGUGGCAGCGACUACACUACAGGCGUGAAUGGUGUUGGGCCUGUAACUGCCAUGGAGGUGCUCAGUGAGUUCAAAGGAGAUGACGCUGUUUCACUCCUGGAGGAAUUUCGCACAUGGUUGGAGAAGGCCAAGGAAGAAAAAGUCCAGCCAGGCAGCAAGACACGGUCGCACCUGGUGCGCCUCUCUCUGGAGCCUGGCUUCCCCAGCAGCCGGGUGGCCCAGGCAUACCUCGAGCCCACCGUGGACGUGUCACGCGAGACCUUUUCCUGGGGCACUCCAGACCUGGAUGCCUUGCGGACGUAUGCAAACCAGAAACUUGGCUGGAGCCGGGAAAAGCUGGACGACCUUUUGCUGCCAGUGCUGAAGCGUAUGGGUGCAAAGCAAAAACAGACUCGUAUGGAGCAAUAUCUGGAGGCAUGCCAGGCACCACCUAAACCCAAGCUGUUCCCAAGCAAGCGGCUUACUAAAGCCGUGGGCAAGCUGGCACCAUCUAAAAGGGCGAAGAUUCAGGAGCCACAGCUUUCUGAAGACAGCGACUCAAGCUAGCAGCACAAAUGCACUCUUCUUGGACAGUGAAACAUCACAUUGAGCAAAGGGCAUCAUUGAACGUGCCUCCUGCAUUAAAACGGAAAGAACAGCUGACAUUGUCCGCCA